Messenger RNA from Ilyonectria robusta, 1098 nucleotides. RefSeq lists its product as uncharacterized. NCBI's taxonomy places the organism in Eukaryota, Fungi, Ascomycota, Sordariomycetes, Hypocreales, Nectriaceae. Bases 1 to 1098 code for a protein of 365 amino acids. The transcript has 3 exons. Gene Ontology annotation, biological process: regulation of endocytosis; regulation of ARF protein signal transduction. The record is from RefSeq and is a predicted model, not a curated record. Gene Ontology annotation, cellular component: Golgi membrane. Gene Ontology annotation, molecular function: GTPase activator activity.
AUGGCUUCCAAGGCCAUGUGGGAGGUUGACCCCGAGACUCGGUCAAAGCUAGCCGCUCUGCAAAAGGUGUCUAACAACAACCUCUGCUGCGACUGCAAUGCGCCCUCACCGCAAUGGGCAUCCCCAAAGUUCGGCAUCUUCAUCUGCCUCUCCUGCGCCGGCGUCCACCGCGGCCUCGGCGUCCACAUCUCCUUCGUCCGCAGCAUCUCCAUGGACGCCUUCAAAUCCGGCGAGAUCGAACGAAUGCGACUGGGCGGUAACGAGGGCUGGAAGAACUUCUUCGAAUCGCACGACGCCACCCAGAUGAUGGGCAUUACCUGGGAGGACUCGACCAUCUCGGAGCGAUACAGCGGCGAGGUCGGCGAGGAGUGGAAGGAGAGGCUGAGCUGCAAGGUCGAGGGCCGGGACUACGUACCUGGGGAAAAGAAGCCCGCGCCGGCACCCGCCAGGACGACUUCGCGGACGACCACGCCUCUGAGUGGGACGGCCCAGGGCGAGAGUGGUGGGCCGGGAGGCAAGGUCAAGGUCGACGACCGCUACUUUGCCAAACUGGGCGCCGACAAUGCUUCGCGGCCGGAUGGCCUCCACCCUAGUCAGGGAGGCAAGUACGCUGGGUUUGGAAACACGCCAGGGCCGAGCCAAGGGAACCAAUCCGCAUUGCCAAACUUUGAUGAUGUGCAAAAGGAUCCCGUGGCAGCUCUGACCAAGGGGUUCGGCUGGUUCACCUCGACCGUGUCCAAGACGGCCAAGACUGUCAAUGAUGGGUACAUCCAACCCACUGCCAAACAGUUCGCCGAGGGAGACUUUGCCAGGCAAGCCCAGCAAACAGCAGCCACGUUGGCCAAGCAGGCUCAACUAGCAGGCAAGAAUGCACAGGAUGGAUUCAACAAGUUCGUCGAGGGCCCUGAAGGAGGCGCCACCAAGAGGGCAGUCCCGUUGGACGAGACCAAGAAGAGCUUCUGGGACGAAUUCUCGAGCCUUGCGGACCAGCGACAGCCCGCCAACAACUCCAUCGGGACGAGUGCCAUGGGCAUGGGCAAGAGCAAGACCGCGGCGCCAGCUACCAAGAAGCAAGCGGAUGAUUGGGAUGAUUGGUGA